Molecule: messenger RNA, 4473 nt
Organism: Mugil cephalus (flathead mullet)
Lineage: Eukaryota; Metazoa; Chordata; Actinopteri; Mugiliformes; Mugilidae
Gene: tmem198aa
Product: transmembrane protein 198a
Exons: 7
Coding region: 588-1775 (395 amino acids)
Biological process (GO): positive regulation of canonical Wnt signaling pathway
Cellular component (GO): plasma membrane; cytoplasmic vesicle
Source: RefSeq, a predicted model, not a curated record
AUGGUUUAACCCGCUGAGAGCGAGAGAGACGCGGAACACAAAGGGAGCGCAUACACUAGUCGUUUAGGGAGGGGGAUAAUUGGGUGCAUGAUGUAAACAUGGCAUAAAAAAAACCUGCAAAGGCUUCAUUUCAGUUUUCUUUCGCACUGGUCCAUUAUUGGCGUUUAAUAUUAGGUGAGGCACCGGCGAACAACCGCGCGUCUGUCUGGACAACGAUAGGCAGAUAGUGAUUGAGAAAUUGAAGCCAAGUGUGGAGGAGAAGAAAGAGGAGUUGAGCAUUGUUUUAUCUCCUCUUCGGGGGUUUGCUGGAGUUGCUCGCUGGCUUUGGACCGAACCUCGUCCACUGAGGCGUGAUGUUGGCUUUUGCGGGCUGACCGAGGCGACAAGUGCAGCUCUCCUCCGCUUGUUUUCAUCUGCUUCUGGACUCAAGAAUGACAAAGAAAGACCACGCCAGGAUGUUGAAUUUCUGAGGAAGUAUCCAUGGGUGAGGCCCACUGAUCCAGGAAUCCCUACACACCCCUCCUCCACCCCUUGCCCCUGCCCUCCUCUCUUUGUCCCUAAACCCUGCCCACUCCACUUCAGCCAUCAUGACUUCCACCAGCCGGCUGCUGGGUUUGGCUGAGGUGGGGCUCAAGUGCGACCAGGAGAUUGAGAGGAGAUACGAGAUUGUGCCCUCAGUGGUCUGCUCCAUGUGCUGCCUCUUUGGAAUCAUCUAUUGCUUCUUUGGCUACCGAUGCUUCAAGGCCGUGUUGUUCCUCACAGGCCUAAUGUUUGGCUCUGUGGUCAUCUUCAUGCUGUGCUACAAGGAGCGGGUUAUGGACACCCAGCUGAGUGUAGAGGCGUCCGUGGGCAUUGGCCUGGGCAUCGGGACCCUCUGUGGCCUGGUGACCAUGUUGGUUCGCAGUGUUGGACUGUUUAUGGUGGGCCUCCUGCUGGGGCUGCUGGUUGGAGUAGCAUCACUGGUGGUCAUGGAGGAGUUCUACCACCCCAGGACAGUGUGGGUUCCUCUGGGUAUUCUACUGGGUUCUGGGACGCUAUUUGCUGUCCUCACUCUUCAGUGGCAGCGAUGCUUCGUCACCCUCUCUACUGCCACGUUCGGCUCGGCCAUCAUCACCGUCACCGUGGAUUACUUUAUAGAGCUGUUUGCCUUGGUACACUACGUCUAUGAGAGACUCAGGGUGGCUCCAAAGAAGCCGGUGUGCUGGUUUACUUGGGUCAUCAUGGGGGUGUGGCCCGUCCUGGCCCUGCUGGGAGUGCUGAUCCAAUGGAAAGUCACCGCUGAGGGAUUUUCUCACACAGAAGUGGUUUUGAGUCGGCAGCAGAGAAGGGUCCAGCUCAUGCGGAUCAGGCAGCGGGAAGAAAGGCUGAAAAAGGAGAAGGAGACCAAGAAGAAGAAGAAACGACAGACGCAGAAGACCGGCGGCCUCAAGCAGAAGGCCCACACCCACCACCACCACCACCACCACCACCACCAGCCGUACCACCACCCGGCAGCGUCGCACCCCCACCACCAGACCCAGAGCUCUCAGCCGCCGAAAAUCCCCCCGCCUCCGCAGACUGAACCCGGCUACCACCGCAAGGCCAACCCUAAAAGACGCUUUGAUGGAGAUGUCCUGUCGCCGAGCUACAUCAGGAGCUUCAGGGACAGACAGACCGACAGACGGGCUUACUCCCACAGUCGGAUGAUGAGCCGCUCCCGGAUGGCCGAACUUGACUACGACUGCGGCUCUCAAGUGCCACUCACGGCCCCCAGCGGACCCCCGGUUCGCAUCUGAGGCAGCAGAUUGCACACAUCCGCACACAAUCGCAGGCUACUUCAAAAACACUCAGUCAGUCGGUUAGGGAUCGGAAGCCCAACCUUUACCGUGCCAACGUGAUGAACUGCCUAUUAACCCGACAGGAGCUCAGUUUGUCCGCGAGCCACUCCGGUUUUCUCCUCUCAGGCCUGUUAAAGGUUGUAUUUAUUUGUUCAGUCUCACUUUAUUCUUUUUGGACGUCAAAUUAUGAAGGAAUAGACUUUUGUUGGAAACGGCAAGGAUUAUGUGUCAUCUCGUGCUGCGCGUGUCUCCUCUGUUAUUGUAUUUACCGGGAGGGCACUGCAAAAGAUGGACCUGUCCCGCGUGGAAUUAAGUCGGCUGUCUCUGUCGAACGUCUGAUUUGAAGAUUUUUGUCGGUUGCCUCAAGCCAUAAGAAGCAAUUUCCAGUAGAGGGGAAAGAAAUGUCAAAACACCGCUUCCAUAGGAGUGCUACACCAAGUUGGGUAAAAGUGCAUCACACGACAUCCAGCUAACAGUACUUUUCAUAAACCUUUACCGGUAUCUUUACUUGGAAAGUAAUUAAAGGAUGAACUGAUUUGCUUUAAGGAGACUGAUAAGAGCGCUCUGAGGAAAAAACAGCACGAAAAAAAAAAAACUGCAACUCAAAGGCAGCUCAUGGUUUUCUCCACUGAAAGGUCACCAUAUGCAGCCAAGUAUUCAUGAAGUCAGCGUUUUAUCUCCUCUGACAGCCUGCAGAUCCAGGCCUGGCGGCACAACAAGGCCUCCGCCGCUUCGAGAUGCACAUGUGGACCAGUUUGAGGCGUGAAUGGGAUUCAGCGGUUCACGCCAAAGACAAUGUUUUGCGCCAUCUCUCUUAUGAGUUAAUGUGCCGUUGCCUGCGUUGUUGCCAUUUCCCAAGGAGAAUGAGUUUACAUCCAGUCACUUUCCUCGGACCCACGAUCGCCAAUCGUUCCAAUUGCGGACCUGAGCGGAGAGACGCAUUCCUCCCCUCUUCUUUCCUUUAGAUUUCAAACAUUUGUGCAAGCUGUGCAAUUAUAAUUGUCGACAUGUUUCUAAGUGCUUCAUGUCCCACCAAUUUGGAAUUUGUCGUGAAAUCUGAGUGCGACUGUAAAAAUAUUAGAACGGUGUGUUUGUGUGUGUGAGUGGAAACAUGCACCCUGUGGCUGAUGGAUCAUACCACUAGGAGGGGGGGGGGGACAUUUUAAUGUAUGUGGAACAUGCUGUGUUUCCUCUCCUCUGUCUUUGCCAGUAUUCUGCUCCAUUUAAAAAUAACAAUUCCUUUACUGUGGAUGAAUGCAGAGUUAAGUGAUGAGGAGGAAGAAUAUCUCCUGCAAAAGAUUAAACAAGGAGGAGAUGAAAUCAUCUGCAACUGGCGCCCUCUAAUGUUUACUGCUGGACCUUUUCAUUAAUGAGCGUGCAGGUCCGUGUGUACAUGCAUUUGUGCGUUACUUGCUUUGAAAGUCAAAUGUGCUCCUUACAUCGAUAUUGUUGUACUAAACACGCAGCCAGGAGAGGGAGUUUGAGGUUAAAUGUUACUAUGAAAAUACAAAUGAACGAGUCAAUUAUACAAAAGUGAAGAAAUGUAUUGAACCUCCAGCCCACUGUGGCUACUUGAAUUGUGUGUUUCAUGUGCGUUUUUGUAGUUUUUUUUUGAAAAUUUUAUUUCUAAGGUUUGGGCGAACAAAACUGUACUUCAGUUUUAAGGUGCUGCCAAAACCUGGAGGCAAGGUGGUGCUGGGAUUUUUGUUCUUUGUGACUGGAGGACCAAACCUUUUCAUGGUAACCCAUUACUGCAUGAGAAUCCUGUGUCAUUGUUGUCACGUGGCAGCCUCACAUUUCCAGUUUACGUACUGAAUGAGGUAAAUCUUGUGGAAAUGCCUCUUCUCUUCUCUUCUCUUCUCUUCUCUUCUCUUCUCUUCUCUUCUCUUCUCUUCUCUUCUCUUCUCUUCUCUUCUCUUCUCUUCUCUUCUUCUGGUAAAGGGCUUUUUCUGAAAAGGCAUCUGAAUUGCUCUCUCUCUGACUCGUAUCCUGCCUGUUAAGUCACCUUCCGUCCUGCUGUAUAGUGUUAUUCCAAUAAUGUUUCACAGUGGUGGCUGUUUUAGUGUUAUUUUGGUUCUGCUUACACUUCACUCCUGUUUUGGUCACCUUUUUUUUUUUUUUUUUACUGUAGUGCACUUGGAACAUCAUCAGUCUUCUGAACACUGACCCCUUUCUUGCUUGUAAGAAAAAAAAACGAAUACUACUUUUACUAAUCUCCUUUUUUGUUUGCAUUUCCUUUCUCCUCUCCUGUUAUUUUCUCGUGAUUGCCUGUCGCUGCAAAUGAAAUACAUUUUGAUUGUAGAUAUUGACAUGUACAUAGUUUUUAAAUGUACAAAUGCUCGACUCCACACUUUCAUGUUUACGUGUGUAAUACAUGCAGCUGGUUAUUUUUUAAUGGAGUCGACCUGUUCCGUUGUGAUACUACCUGUAUGUUCAUUUGGUUUUAUUUUACUGGGUGUUGGAUGCACUUCUCAUUCUGGUGUUUCAACAUGUAAUGAUGAAAUAAUCAGGCAAACUGAGCCUUGACCGCGAUUCAUCAAUAUCCAACCACCCACUUUAAAUUUAUACAAUUCACUUGCAUAUUAUUAUUAUUAUUAUUAUUAUUGAGCAUGGAUUUAUAUGGACCUAACAUAUGAUAAACAUUGUGAUUCUACAA